GCUCGACUGUCAUUUGACGCCAAACGAGCGUCGCACGCACAACGCUCGAGAUUCCCGGCUAUUUCAAAUACAUAUAUACGAUAUAUUCAAGUUUCGUGGAGGAGCAUUAAGAAAUGGUGCAUCAUCUGGCGCUCCUCAUCCUGGGAGUGCUGUGUUCCUGGCCAGUUGCAACUUUGGCCAGUGAUCAGCCCUCUCGAAUUGUCUGCUACUUUAGCAACUGGGCCGUAUACCGACCUGGAAUUGGUCGCUAUGGAUUGGAGGAUGUGCCCGCCAACCUGUGCACUCAUCUUAUUUACUCCUUCAUCGGUGUUAGCGACAAGAGCUGGGAUGUCCUGGUGAUCGAUCCGGACUUGGAUGUCGAUCAAAAGGGUUUCAGCAAGUUCACACAAUUGAAAAAGAGCCAUCCCAAUCUGAAACUUCAGAUAGCUGUGGGUGGCUGGGCCGAAGGUGGCUCCAAGUACUCCCAAAUGGUGGCUGUUCGAGAUCGCAGGCAGAGUUUCAUACGCAGUGUGGUACGCUUUAUGAAGCAGUACAACUUCGAUGGAUUCGACUUGGACUGGGAGUAUCCCGGAGCCACGGAUCGCGGUGGCAGCUUUGGGGAUAAGGACAAGUUCCUGUAUUUCGUUCAGGAGCUACGACGAGCCUUUGAUCGCGAGGGCAAAGGAUGGGAGAUCACCAUGGCCGUACCGGUGGCCAAGUUCCGCCUGCAGGAAGGCUACCAUGUUCCGGAAUUGUGCGAAUUGCUGGACGCCAUUCACGCCAUGACCUAUGACCUGCGGGGAAAUUGGGCCGGAUUUGCUGACGUGCACAGUCCGCUGUACAAGCGAAAACACGACCAAUACGCCUACGAGCGGCUGAAUGUGAACGACGGCCUUGCAUUGUGGGAGGAGAUGGGCUGCCCGGCCAACAAGCUGGUGGUGGGCAUCCCGUUCUACGGCCGGACCUUCACGCUGAGCAGUUCGAACAAGAACUACAACAUGGGGACCUACAUCAACAAGGAGGCGGGAGGCGGGGCUCCGGGUCCGUACACCAAUGCCAGCGGCUUCCUGGCCUACUAUGAAAUCUGCACAGAGGUGAUGGACAAGUCAAAGGGAUGGACCGUGGAGUGGGACGAUGCCGGAAUGGUGCCCUUCACCUACAAGGACACCCAGUGGGUGGGCUACGAGAACGAGGCCUCCGUCCAGAUCAAGAUGGACUUUAUCAAGCAAAAGGGUUACGCCGGCGCCAUGACCUGGGCCAUCGACAUGGAUGACUUUAAUGGAAUCUGCGGCAAGAAGAACGGUUUGAUGCAGAUCCUUUACGAUAACAUGAAAAACUAUCGCGUUCCGGAACCAACAAGGGAAACAACACCAAGGCCCGAGUGGGCAAAGCCACCAGCAACUCCGCCAAAUCCGGAUGAGGGUCCAGUGGUCCAGACGGAACCAACGACGUCCACAACAAAGCGGCCAAAACCAAAGCCUAAGCCAACUUCAAGUCCAGUAAGCCCAACAUCUGCACCUGUGCCAACUGUGGGAAGCAGUACACAGAAGCCAACCACUAAGAAACCGAAAAAACCCAAGAAGCCAACAACCACCACCACAACAACAACUCCUGCUCCUGAAAAAAGUACCGAAGAGCCUGUGGAAGUUGUAGAUCCCGAGCAGCCGGUGGAACCCCAGUUUGAUCCCAGCGAAAUCGAUUGCACCAACCGUGACUUUGUUCCGCAUCCAAACUGUCGAAAGUAUUUCCGGUGUGUUCAUGGCAAACCCGUGGAAUUCGAGUGCAAGGAGGGAACGGCCUUCCACACGGUCCUGAAUGUGUGCGAUUGGAUCGAGAAUAGCGAUCGCUACUACUGUACCCGCAUGAAGAAGAAGCAGGAGGGCAACGAGGCCCUCUAACUGUCCCGAAAUAUAUAUUUAUAAAUAAUUUAAAAUCUUUGCUUAAACAUAGAAUUAUGUCUUAAAGUAUUUUAAUUUAAUAGCAUCGUAGGAAUAUAAAUAAGAUCGAAAAGAUUAUCCGACGAGACGAAAACAAUAAAAAUAAAUAUGAUUUGAAAAACCAA
Messenger RNA from Drosophila rhopaloa, 2041 nucleotides. RefSeq names its product endochitinase. Lineage: Eukaryota; Metazoa; Arthropoda; Insecta; Diptera; Drosophilidae. The transcript is spliced from 7 exons. Gene Ontology annotation, cellular component: extracellular region. The record is from RefSeq and is a predicted model, not a curated record. Bases 114 to 1877 code for a protein of 587 amino acids. Gene Ontology annotation, molecular function: chitin binding; chitinase activity. Gene Ontology annotation, biological process: chitin catabolic process; carbohydrate metabolic process.